Messenger RNA from Saccharomyces mikatae IFO 1815, 1269 nucleotides. It is a transcript of the gene CUE5, whose product is annotated as ubiquitin-binding protein CUE5. Gene Ontology annotation, cellular component: cytoplasm. Bases 1 to 1269 code for a protein of 422 amino acids. Gene Ontology annotation, molecular function: ubiquitin conjugating enzyme binding; ubiquitin binding. The record is from RefSeq and is a predicted model, not a curated record. NCBI's taxonomy places the organism in Eukaryota, Fungi, Ascomycota, Saccharomycetes, Saccharomycetales, Saccharomycetaceae. Gene Ontology annotation, biological process: ubiquitin-dependent protein catabolic process. The transcript has a single exon.
AUGGAGGAAAACAAAGAUGUCAAGGACUCUUCUCAGCUUGAGAAGAGUGAUGUUCCAGAAUCAAUUAAUGAGGAAAUCGCAAAGACAACAGAUGUGGACCUAAAUUCAGAUGAAAAAAAAGAGAGUGACACGUCAGCCAACAAUGAUAAUACUUCUAGGGUCGAGAAAGAAGCUACAAGAAAUUCGGGGACUGAUGAGGUGAAAAAGGUGGCAACUGUUGAGGAUUCGAAAGAAGAGGAAGAAGAACAGCCUCCAUUGCCUGCCAGAAAGAAGCCUGAAGAAAACCCAUCUAAAGAGAAUCCAAUUUUGCAAGAGUUGAAGGAUGCAUUUCCUAAUUUGGAAGAGAAAUACAUUAAAGCAGUGAUCAUUGCGUCCCAGGGUGCUCUGGAUCCUGCUUUCAAUGCCUUAUUAUUUCUUUCUGAUCCCGAAUCUGGUAGAGAUAUUGAAUUACCAACACAACCUGUAAGGAAGACUUUAGAGGCGCCUGCAAGAAGACGGCAAACUCAAUUGGAACAGGAUGAACUGUUAGCACGCCAAUUAGAUGAGCAAUUUAAUAGCUCACAUUCUCGUCGUCGUAAUCGUGAUCGUGCAGCUAAAGGCAUGCACGAACAACGUCUGAGAGAUAGGCAAAGAAGACGUCAAAAUCCGUUGUCUCCCAAUGAAAGGGAAGAGCUCCGCGGAGAUGCUGAGGAAGAAGAAGACUCGUGGUCUCAAUUUGUCGAAAAAGAUUUGCCAGAGCUCACAGACAGGGCUGGUCGUUCUUUACAAGACACAGCAAACAAAGUCAGUAACUGGAUAAGUGACGCUUACAGGAGAAAUUUUGCUCCAGAAAACGAGCAAAGUAACAACCAAUACGCUCAUCAAGAUCAGCAGGAUGAAUGGGAGCCAGAAAUUGUGGAUUUGUCGCAAGGUGGAAAGAACUUAAGGCCUCAACAACCUGAGAGAAGAAGGUUUAAUUCUUUUGGUGCUCAAGUGGGCGAUCUUUCCCUAGAAAGCCACGGAAUAACACUACACAACGAAGAUGGACUCGAAGAUGAUGAAGAUGUGCCACCUCAAUUGCCAACAAGAACAAAAUCUGGUGAAUCGACCGGGAAAGUGGUAGCAGAAACCGCUUUUAUUGACACUCCCGACACAGAAACUAAGAAAAAAUGGCAGCCGCUGCCACCUGAGCCAUUGGAUACUACACCAACCAAAGUGAACGCCAUUUCUAGAAGUAAGAAAAAUCCCGAUGAGGAUGAAUUCUUGAUCAAUAGUGACGAUGAGAUGUAA